UAGGUGUGCCCCGGAUGCAAACGUUGGGAAACUGCGUCAGCCAUGGUUCCUUUUUGAGCUAAUCACGGAGAACGAAUGAAGAAUAGCAGAAUAUGUAUCGGUUCAUCGGUACGGGUCCGAUAGAAAGCAAGUAACACUACCCACUCAUCAUAGCAGGCUUAACAGUCAUCGCAUUUUGAACAGAUAACGCAUUUACAUCUAGCAGUUAGGCAAUUAACCCACUCGAACAAUGCAAAACCAAAAACCGGUACUGCACAUCCUGGUUGUGGGUUUUCAUCACAAGAAAGGCUGCCAGGUUGAAUUCUCCUAUCCACCUCUCGUGGACGGUACAGAGGGUAAAAGCGAAUGCCCUUCCGGGUGGAAGUAUUUGCCCACGCUUGCCCUACCGGACGGAUCACACAACUUUAGCAAUGAUUUCGUGUGCUUCAAUCUACCCAGUCUGACCGAUCCGGAACAAUCGGUGUACGGUAUAUCGUGCUACCGGCAAAUAGCGCUCGAAGAGGUUAAGAUACGUACGGCUGAUCUGACUCGCAGCACAGUGCAGAAAUCGGUUUGCACCCUACUAUCGCUACCCAUCUACGGAUACGUCGAGGUAAAGCUCUCCCUGAUCGCGCAAGCGUUCUUCGAGCAGGGUGACUUCUCAUCCACCGACAUACUAGUGAAAGCGUACGAACAGCUAAACGCUUGCCUGACGUCACUCGAACCACAGGAAAUUGCACCGACACGGUUACACUUUGUUGGUGUACCAUUGCGCGAUCUGCUGCUGAAAUGGCGGCACAAAAUAUUAAUUCUAUUCAAGCUACUCUUACUGCAGAAGCGUGUGGUUUGCUUUGGCUCCCCCGUACAUCCAACGUGUGCUCUCAUCCUUGGCAUUGCCUCACUGCAUCCGGAAUUAAUCAGCAAAGGCUUUCAACAGGUGGCCUGCGUUAAAACUUCUCGACCCAUGUCCCCCAUGCCUACCUUUAGCACGCCCGUGGAGGAACAGGUUAGUGUGGAAAAUAUGUCACCGUUCACACCGAACCUGCUGCCAACGAUUCUGCCCGAGCAGGAUGAACAGCAGGAACCAAUAGUGACCGGCCGGGAAGCGGACGAACUGAUCGAUGGCGAUGGUAGAAGUAUCGCGAGUGCUAAGGAAGCGCACCUAGACGAAACUGCUUCAUCCAGCCCGUCGUCCGCUUCAUCGAUGGAAGCACCCAUCGCCGGGACGGGAAGCACACGACCAACGGUCGGUCCCCCACUAAUGCGUGACACGAGCGUCGACACGAUAGCGUCCAACUUCUCCAGCCUGUACGCGAUCGAACCAUCUGAAUGGGGCGCACCGUUGCGCAUUUUUCACGAAGGACAGCUGUGCCUGCCGUACAUCUCGCUGCCGUACAUGGACCUCCUGACGGACCCAUCCGUCAAGGGGUACAUCAUCGGUGCGUCCAACGUGCUGUUCCAACACAAGCGCCAGCUAGCGGAUGUUAUGAUUGAUGUCGAGGCGGCCAUCAUCGAUGUGCUGGAUGUGGACACGAAGCGAGAAAUUCAGCUCAGCACGGAGGAUCUACGCUUCGUGGACUUUGUUGUGCGCCAUGUGCAAACACCGAAAGAGGAUGCGGAAGGUAGCGAAGCAUGGAUACGGGAUCAACUGUACGGGUAUAUGGUGGCACUGCUAAAGACCUCCCUAAACACAGAUGGUAGUAAAGAGAUCGAGCACUUUAAUGCACACUUUAUGAGUGCGUUCAAAGUGACCCGUUGCUAUGGUGAUUGGCUCGAACGUACCGGAGGUGGAGCUGUGCCAGCGUUCGAAGGGCUCGUUGGUGGACAUCCGUUUGCCGGGACGCUCUCUGUUGCCGAUAUGAAGCUACGAAUCGCGCAAACGAUGCAAAACAGCGAAAGUGGACGAAAGCUGAAUCAGGCUGUCACCAAUACGAGUCGAGCGGUUGGCGGUGCACUCACGACCGCGAAGGGUGCCUUCUCCAGCUGGUGGACAUCAUUCACGGCACCACCGCAAGGUGGACAUCUCGCCGAGACGGUAGAACAGCAGCAAGACACAUUACCCACAACGGAGCAAGAUGUCAACAGCGAUGAAGAGAUCCUUCCGAACCGUUCGGGGACCAUCGAUCUACCCGCCCGUACCACCUCAGACGAAUCGAUGCUACCCGAAGCGGCAACACCGGAUGCGAAACACAUCAUCAUGACCGCCGAACUGUCGUCGCAACCCGCUAGCAACAGUGUGGUCGAAAUUGGCCGGGAAGCCGAACUGCUGGACAGGGGGACACCGAUUGUAGCGGUUGCUGCCGAUCACACCAACAUUCCCCGGCACCUUACAUGAGCAACGGGCUUAACGCCCACCUCAUCAGGUUCUGGAUCGGCCGAGCAAUGACGCUGUACUAAAGAAACAAAAACCCCUUGAACUAGAUCUUACUAGCAUAAUAAUAGGCACCGUUCACCACCUAAUUCACGAUCUCAAUGUCGGGCUCAAUGUCUUGCACUUUAUGUUGUUCUGUUUUUUUAUGAUCCUGCUCGUGAAGAUCCUUGCCCGUACCGAAUCCUUUUGUGUCGCACACGAUCGGCCAGCAGCUAUCGGAACGCUUUCUGGCUUUUCCUUCAAGUAUUCUAUCGCUGCUAUUAAGAAACGCAUAAUCACUUCCAUUGUUUAUUGAAGUACAUAGCGAUUGCACUAACACUAUCGGAGCAAAUGAAUCGGCGUUGAACGCGACAGCAGCAUAAUCAAUGUUUUGAAGAUAUUGACCCAUGAACUACCGUUUGCAAGCGGGGCCGGUACAUUGCAACACACAAGGUGCCAUGGUUGAACAGCAAGGUGAAAUUAAUCAGUCAUAAAUACGGUCGCUUAGAAACGCUCACCAAAACGGGAUCCUUUUCAUAGUAUGGGGUUAUAAAUCCCAUCACAUAUGGGAUGCUAUAGUCAUACUGAACAAAAAUUAGUAUACCGCGCACAAUCUUGCCGACAAGUAUGGACUGGUAAUGCUAUAUAUAGGAAACAAUGUAUCGUUUGCGCAAAACUUACUUAGCAAGACGAAACAAAGCGUACUAGAAUGCACCCAUUGGGUUUCAUAUAACAGAAUGCUUUAACCAAGGAAAGCGUAUCUAAUAUAAUAAACUAUAU
Messenger RNA from Anopheles moucheti, 3109 nucleotides. Its product is annotated as late secretory pathway protein AVL9 homolog. The record is from RefSeq and is a predicted model, not a curated record. NCBI's taxonomy places the organism in Eukaryota, Metazoa, Arthropoda, Insecta, Diptera, Culicidae. Gene Ontology annotation, cellular component: cytoplasm. The transcript has 6 exons. The coding region runs from base 230 to 2314 and encodes 694 amino acids.